Molecule: messenger RNA, 601 nt
Organism: Etheostoma cragini (Arkansas darter)
Lineage: Eukaryota; Metazoa; Chordata; Actinopteri; Perciformes; Percidae
Gene: rps21
Product: ribosomal protein S21
Exons: 6
Coding region: 143-550 (135 amino acids)
Biological process (GO): endonucleolytic cleavage in ITS1 to separate SSU-rRNA from 5.8S rRNA and LSU-rRNA from tricistronic rRNA transcript (SSU-rRNA, 5.8S rRNA, LSU-rRNA); endonucleolytic cleavage to generate mature 3'-end of SSU-rRNA from (SSU-rRNA, 5.8S rRNA, LSU-rRNA); translation
Cellular component (GO): ribosome; cytosolic small ribosomal subunit
Molecular function (GO): structural constituent of ribosome
Source: RefSeq, a predicted model, not a curated record
CACACGCGACGUGAUUUGUGGAGAUUCACUGAUUAUGUAACGUCAUACAGUCUAUAUUAUAAGCCGUUCUCAUUCCUGUUGAAGUUGUCUUAGAAAUGUAUGGGUAUUUUUGUAUCUAUGAAUUGUAGGAUACCAACCAUAGAUGAAUUUGAAGAUACCAACAUCCAACAGGGGGCGAAAAGUCAUGGUGGUGACAAAAAUACUAGAAAGAAAUAUUUCUUCUUCCGGGUCGGCCACUCUUUCUUUCCUGUCGGCCAUUUGUCGUAUACGAUUUGUAGCGCGUGUACAAGCUGUAACCAUGCAGAACGACGCUGGUGAAUUUGUGGACCUUUACGUUCCACGUAAAUGCUCUGCUAGCAACAGAAUCAUCGGAGCCAAGGACCACGCCUCUGUCCAGCUCAACAUUGCUGAGGUCGACAAGGUGACCGGUCGCUUCAAUGGUCAGUUCAAGACCUACGCUAUCUGCGGCGCCAUACGCAGAAUGGGCGAGUCUGACGACUCCAUCCUGCGGCUGGCAAGAGAGGAUAGCAUUGUCGCCAAGAACUUCUAAGAGUGAUGCUGGAGCAGUGGACACUGUGAGAAUAAAAUGAAAAACCAAAAA